AUGGAAAAGUCAUUAGUUUCAAAACCAUUUUGGAUCGAUGAAAAACACAAAUUUAUCACAAAAUUUAAUAAUUCAAAUAUGUUAGAAGCCACAAAACCGAAUGGUAUUUCAAAUAAAUUGAAUUAUGAAAACGAUAUGAUCUACGAUGUGGUGAUAGUCGGAACUGGAUUAAGUGGCGUUUCAACUGCUUUUUGGCUCAGAAAACUAUAUGAUGCAGAAAAAUUUCCCAAAAUAUUAAUUUUGGAAAAAAAUAAUCGAUUAUGUUCUGGAGCAUCGGGAAAAAAUGGAGGUUUUCUUUGGCCAAAUACUGAUUCGUUGUACGAUUAUGUCGAUCGCUAUGGUGAACGAACGGGUUAUGAGAUGGUCGAAUUUGCUCAUAAUAAUGCUGUCGAAUUAGAAAAAUUUGUAAAUGAAAAUAACAUAGAGUGUGAUUUAAACUUGAAAGAUGGAAAUCUUGCUUUAGCUCGAACAAAAGAUGAGUGGUUAGAGUUGGUUUAUUCAUUGGAUUUAGUGAAAAAAUUUGUAACACAAUAUCCUAGAAGUACAAUGAAAAUGGAAAAUUUUGAAUUAUGGGACCAUGAUAAAUGCACAGCUAACAUUCAUAGCAACAAAUUUAUUGGUGGUUUAAUGAUGAAAUAUAGCGGUACAUUAUGGACAGCAAAACUAGUUUAUGGGAUAAUUAAGUUAAUUUUGAGUAUGAAUGUACAUAUUCUGACCAAUGCAAAAGUGGUUAAAGUUGAUUCAAUCGAAAUGGUGCCCACAAUUAGUAAGCUUUCCUUAGAGAAUGGAACUAUAAUUUGGGCUAGAAAUGUUGUUCAUGCUACAAACGCUUAUAUGACAGAAUAUAUCAAUUUUGUUCGAGAUAAAAUAAUUCCUACUCGUGGUCAAUGCAUGAUAACAAAACCGUUGGAGAAAAGCUAUUGGACAUACGGUAUGUCGGCAAAUAAUGGUCGCGAAUAUUACCAUCAAUUGAAAGAUAAUCGAAUUGUGUUUGGAGGAUGUACAAAGGAAAAUGCAAGUGAACAUAAAAGUAUGGAUGAUAGAGAGAUAAAUGCCGAAGUUAGAAGAGAACAUGAAUUGUUUUUUGAACAAUGGUAUCCGAAUAUGACAACUAAAAUCGAAAUUGAACAAGAAUGGGCAGGUGUUAUGGCUUGCACAGUGGAUAAACUACCGCUUGUGGGCAAAUUACCGAAUUCAAAGGGCAGAAACGAAUUCAUUAUUGGCGGCUAUAACGGAGAUGGUACACCGAAUGCUUUUCUGUGCGGUAAAGCGAUUGCAAGGAUGAUUGCCAAUGAAAGUCCGUUUCAAGAAGGUGAAGGAAAAGGAACAGUUAGCUUUGUCAAAGCAUAUCUACCUGAUCGUUUUCUGUUGUCAUAA
Didymodactylos carnosus is the source of this 1377-nucleotide messenger RNA. Lineage: Eukaryota; Metazoa; Rotifera; Eurotatoria; Philodinida; Philodinidae. The record is from the annotation of a GenBank genome assembly.